This is a messenger RNA of Paraglomus brasilianum, 133 nucleotides long. NCBI's taxonomy places the organism in Eukaryota, Fungi, Glomeromycota, Glomeromycetes, Paraglomerales, Paraglomeraceae. The record is from the annotation of a GenBank genome assembly.
UCUCAUCAGUGUUCAUGAUGGUGGUCUCAUCAGUGUUCAUGAUGGUGGUCUCAUCAGUGUUCAUGAUGGUGGUCUCAUUGGUGUUCACAAGAAUGCCCUUAUCAGCCAGGAGAAGGGUCUGAAGAUGAGGUGA